This is a messenger RNA of Miscanthus lutarioriparius, 558 nucleotides long. The record is from the annotation of a GenBank genome assembly. NCBI's taxonomy places the organism in Eukaryota, Viridiplantae, Streptophyta, Magnoliopsida, Poales, Poaceae.
AUGAAAUCUUCCGAUUGGUACCUCGAUGACUUCCCUGUGUGGGCCGUGUUCAUGCUUCUACUCCUUGGAAGCACGGACAACCUCACGGCCUGCCGCCUCAACGACAUCGACAACUGGAAAAGCAUCUAUGUUAAUACCCUAUUCAAGGGAUUCUUGGUGGUGUAUGUUGUUGUGAAAAUUACCAUGUUGCAAAAUCAUCACUUCCGCUACCUUCACUCGAUCCUGGCCAUCCUGUUUGUCGGCGUCCUCAAGUGGUACCAGAGGAUCGCUUCCAUGAGGAUGGUGAGCAAGUCCUACCUCUGCAAGAACAUGAAGGUGAUCGCCGAAUACAUGAAGCACAAGGACAACCUGCUGAGGUCCUUCGAUCCAGUGACCAUGGAAGGCUACAAGUACAUGGUUGCUGGUGAGAAAUACUGCACCAAGCUUCCAGGGCGCACACCAUGGUACCAUGAGGAUGGCAGCUCCAAGGUUACCACAGUGGAGCAGAUCUGGCAAUGUACCGGGAAUCUACUGCUCCGUGAGCGGGGCAUGUUGCUCAAGGACGUAUGCCUCUCCUAA